Messenger RNA from Syngnathus acus (greater pipefish), 2196 nucleotides. It is a transcript of the gene haus6, whose product is annotated as HAUS augmin-like complex, subunit 6. The transcript is spliced from 15 exons. Gene Ontology annotation, molecular function: microtubule binding. Lineage: Eukaryota; Metazoa; Chordata; Actinopteri; Syngnathiformes; Syngnathidae. Gene Ontology annotation, cellular component: HAUS complex; mitotic spindle microtubule. The record is from RefSeq and is a predicted model, not a curated record. Bases 106 to 2025 code for a protein of 639 amino acids. Gene Ontology annotation, biological process: spindle assembly.
ACCAAUAAAAGGAAGAAGGCGGCCAGUUUGGCGGAUGCAUCAAACCGCGCUCGAUUUGUGCUCGUCCGUUGGCUGGCCGUCGAUCGUGCCCUUUUUCAAAAAAAGAUGGCAAGCCAAAUGCUAAAGGACUGCGGCACCAAUCUAUGGUUCUGCCUCCUCGCGCUGGGCUUUGAGCCAGAGCGGCAGUUGCGGCUCUUCGCGCGCGACUCCAAGCACAUCAAACUGGGAGCGGAUAUGUUCGACAAAGCCAACAAGUACGCCUUCCUGAUUGUCGUCCAAUUCCUGUUGCAGACGCUCGAUCCUCCGCGAUUUCAAAAGGCAUUCAAAUUUUGCUGGCCUCCCAAUAAUGCUAAACAAGAUGCAGAGUUUCGCAAAGAGACCCGCGCUUGGCUGCAAGAAAUCAUGGUUGAAAGUGGAUUCGUCGGCCCCAAAGUGUUGGCGUCAUCGUUGGUCUCGCCCGGAGGCCCCAAAUUCAUCGGCUUGAUGGUGCAUUUAGUCAAGCACGUCAUGCGGCGGGAAAUGAAAACCUACACCAAAGACGAGAGCUGGGUCGUCGACGUCGUCUUCAAACCGACGUCUUCGCGCCACAUGGCGCUGAGGAGAUGCCGCGUGGCCCAGAAAAAGUUCUUGGAGCAGGUGGCGCACCACGGUCGCUUUUUCCUGGACGUGCAGAAAAAAGUCCAGAGCCACGCGGAUACCAUGCGAGACCUCCGGGCCGAGAGUCAAAAGUAUGACGAGCUACUCGAACAGAACGGCGGCAAGUCUGUCCGAGAGGAUUUUGCCGAUAAAGCCCAAAUGGUGGCACGCCUGUGGGCGACCGUGGACGGAAUGCUGGCGAUGACCGAGGCGGAGCGCGAGGUGCUGGAGUGCGUGCUCGGAGGAGAAGUGGAUCGCUACGCGCUAGCCGGCCGCCCCCUGCGCGUUUCUCGUGGCCUGCUGGAGCGGCCCUCGCGGCGGCGGUUGAGCUCGGGGAACGCCGACGAGGCCGCUCAGCUGAACCUCCUGCGGCUCUUGGAGCUGAUGAACCACUGCCUGCGCCUCCUGCGGGAGGAGCCGUGUGGGGGCUCCUCCUCGCCGCAGCUCAGCCUGCCGCAGUUGCAGCAAAUCCAGCGGCAGAUGGCCCGCCAGCUGCAGAACUCAAAGCUCCUCAGAGUGAAGAUUUCCCAGGAGGAAAUUCCCAAGAUGAGGGGCGCCAUCGGAGAGCUGGAAGCGGCGUUGGACAGCAAGUGGGCCGGCGUACUAACAGGCAAAUCUUUAGUGUCCUUGCUCGACGGCGAUCCGGUACUCGCUCUUCUUUCGCCAACGGCUCGUCUGCCGUUUGAAGCGGCGCGCGACCAAAGUGAUGCCAGUUGCGUCUUCUCCAAGUUUCCCGCCAAGCUCCCCGACGGCUGCGCCGAGUCCUCAGGGCGUCAAGUAAGCGGCGAUCUCUGGCAACUGAAGAGCGCCCGACGCCCGGCGGCAGAAGACCAGGGCGCCUUUGGGCUCGCCGACUCGACCGGACUCGACUCCUCGCUCGACCGGCUCGUCGAUGGGAAGACUCCACCCGGGAGGCCGCAGUUUGCAGAUAUCGUAAGCGCAAGCGGUCCAACGCGAGACGGCGAGGCGGGUUCCGACCCGGGCGCAAUGCGAGGUUGCUUCCGCCGAGACCCCUUCGCCAGCAUAGAGCAGCGUCCCCGCACGCCCGAGACCUUGAUCGUGGACAUGGAGAGCUCCCGGCGACAGGCCCUGCGUGAAGACGACGGAGACUCAGACGGCGGCGUGUUGCCGUGGCGCACUCCUUCCUCCGGCCAGCGGCAGUUGUUUUGGGGCUCCUUCCUCCAGCAAGAAACUCUGCCCAGCUACGACAGUCUGCUGAGCCUCGACGACACCGCAGAGGAAGAAGAGCCCUUCCCCUGCCCGAACGCGGCCGACGAGACGCCGGCGGAGGCGUGCCGGGACGGCUCGCCCGAGCGCCCUCGCCCGGCCCGCGACCUUUUGGUCGCUCCAGCGCUUUUUCCCUCUCCGCUCAUCUCCUUCUCACCUUGAAUCUGACAAAAGUAAAAAUUGGAUGAAAGUCAGACAUUGCUUUUCAACCAUGCUGGAGCAGAGCGAACAUGUAUUAAUUUGUGGUUGAACUGACUCUUUUCGAUGUCAUUGUUAUCUGUAAAGUGCUUUGUUGCAGCUUUUUAACGCAAUAUAAAUAAACUUGUUAUCACU